AUGUUGAGCUUUAGGUCUUGUAAUAUUGUUCACGCUUCACUCCUCUUCACUCCUCUCCACUCCUUGCUGCCGUCAAUUCAGCUGGUAGAGCUGAAGAAUGGCGAGACGUGCAACGGGCAUCUGGUGAGCUGCGACACGUGGAUGAACAUCCAUCUGCGCGAGGUCAUCUGCACCUCCAAGGACGGCGACCGCUUCUGGCGCAUGCCGCAGUGCUACGUGCGCAGCAACACCAUCAAGUACCUGCGCGUGCUUGAUGAGUGCUACGUGCGAGGCACCACCAUCAAGUACCUGCGCGUGCCAGGCGAGGUGGGUGGUGGUUGGGGGGAAAGGGGCGAGGUGGGUGGGGGUUGGGAGGGAAGGGGCGAGGUGGGUGGGGGUUGGGGGGAAAGGGGCGAGGUGGGUGGGGGUUGGGGGGGAAGGGGCGAGGUGGGUGGGGGUUGGGGGGGAAGGGGCGAGGUGGGUGGGGGUUGGGAGGGAAGGGGCGAGGUGGGUGGGGGUUGGGAGGGAAGGGGCGAGGUGGGUGGGGGUUGGGGGGAAAGGGGCGAGUACAAGAGGAGGUCAUCAGAAGACAAGGUAAAUUACUCCAUGCCUUGCCACAAUACCAUGCUUACCCCCUCACCUCCAUGCCCUCCUCGUUUCCGCACCCCCUCUCUCCCUACCCCUUUGCUCCCUCCCCCUCUCUCGGUACCCCCUUCUCUGUGUGCACCUCUCUAUCUGUGCACCCCUCUAUCUGUGCACCCCUCUAUCUGUGCACCCCUCUAUCUGUGCACCCCUCUAUCUGUGCACCCCUCUAUCUGUGCACCCCUCUAUCUGUGCACCCCUCUAUCUGUGCACCCCUCUAUUUGUGCACCCCUCUAUCUGUGCACCCCUCUAUCUGUGCACCCCUCUAUCUGUGCACCCCUCUAUCUGUGCACCCCUCUAUCUGUGCACCCCUCUAUCUGUGCACCCCUCUAUCUGUGCACCCCUCUAUCUGUGCACCCCUCUAUCUGUGCACCCCUCUAUCUGUGCACCCCUCGCUCCCUACCCCUCUCUCCCGACCCCCCCCCCACUCCAGUGCGGGCGGACACAGCAGGGCAGGGAUGCAUGCCUUGUUUUGCCCUACUAACCCCUUCUCUGUCUGCCCUCCUCUGA
This is a messenger RNA of Closterium sp. Naga37s-1, 1131 nucleotides long. The record is from the annotation of a GenBank genome assembly. NCBI's taxonomy places the organism in Eukaryota, Viridiplantae, Streptophyta, Zygnematophyceae, Desmidiales, Closteriaceae.